Propithecus coquereli (Coquerel's sifaka) is the source of this 1270-nucleotide messenger RNA. Its product is annotated as septin-2. The transcript has a single exon. The record is from RefSeq and is a predicted model, not a curated record. Bases 44 to 1129 code for a protein of 361 amino acids. Gene Ontology annotation, biological process: cell division; cytoskeleton-dependent cytokinesis; cilium assembly. Gene Ontology annotation, molecular function: GTP binding; molecular adaptor activity; GTPase activity. Gene Ontology annotation, cellular component: cell division site; synaptic vesicle; microtubule cytoskeleton. Lineage: Eukaryota; Metazoa; Chordata; Mammalia; Primates; Indriidae.
CAGUUCUCGCUCUGGUCGGCGGGCAAACGAAACUUCACAAAAGAUGUCUGAGCAACAACCAACUCAGUUUAUAAAUCCAGAAACUCCUGGCUAUGUUGGAUUUGCAAAUCUUCCUAAUCAAGUCCACCGAAAAUCAGUGAAAAAGGGUUUUGAGUCCACACUAAUGGUGAUCGGUGAAUCGGGUCUAGGAAAAUCGUCUCUCAUAAAUAGCCUAUUCCUGACUGAUCUCUACCCAGAAAGAAUCCUACCUGGAGCCGCAGAGAAAAUAGAAAGAACCGUCCAAAUUGAAGCUUCAACUGUUGAGAUUGAAGAGCAGGGGGUCAAGCUGCGACUGACGGUGGUGGACACCCCCGGCUAUGGUGACGCCAUUAACUGCAGGGAUUGUUUUAAGACGAUUAUCUCCUACAUUGAUGAGCAGUUUGAACGGUACCUGCACGAUGAGAGUGGCUUGAACAGGUGGCACAUCAUCGACAACAGGGUGCAUUGCUGCUUUUAUUUCCUGUCGCCUUUUGGCCACGGACUUAAACCCUUGGAUGUUGCAUUUAUGAAGGCAAUACACAACAAGGUGAAUAUCGUGCCUGUCAUUGCAAAAGCCGACACUCUCACUCUGAAGGAGCGGGAGCGACUGAAGGAAAGGAUUCUGGAUGAAAUUGAAGAACAUAACAUCAAAAUCUAUCACUUACCUGAUGCAGAAUCAGAUGAAGAUGAAGAUUUUAAAGAGCAGACUAGGUGCCUCAAGGCCAGUAUCCCAUUCUCUGUGGUUGGAUCCAGUCAGCUGAUUGAAGCCAAAGGGAGGAAGGUCAGAGGCCGCCUCUACCCCUGGGGUGUUGUAGAGGUGGAGAACCCCGAGCACAACGACUGCCUGAAGCCGAGGACAAUGCUCAUCACCCACAUGCAGGACCUCCAGGAGGUGACCCAGGACCUGCACUACGAAAACUUCCAUUCCAAGAGGUUCAGGAGAGGCGGCUGCAAAGUGGAGAGCGAGGACAUGAAUAAAGACCAGAUCUUGCUGGAAAAGGAAGCUGAGCUCCGCUGCAUGCAAGAGAUGAUCGCCAGGAUGCAGGCGCAGAUGCAGAUGCAGAUGCAGGGCGGAGACGGCGACAGCGAGGCGCUCGGGCACCACGUGUGAGGCGACGUGAGCCUGUUGAAAACACUUUCCUGGUUAAAAAGAAAACAUUCCAGACGGUAAUAUAGCUGCGUGUUUUCACGAGAUCGUUGGAAGGCUACCCAUCCACAUUUUGCAGAACCUGUGCCUGAGAAUUUAAUUUUU